Mya arenaria is the source of this 1580-nucleotide messenger RNA. RefSeq lists its product as uncharacterized. The coding region runs from base 506 to 1024 and encodes 172 amino acids. NCBI's taxonomy places the organism in Eukaryota, Metazoa, Mollusca, Bivalvia, Myida, Myidae. The transcript is spliced from 3 exons. The record is from RefSeq and is a predicted model, not a curated record.
UCAGUGAAAUUGGAAACCGUUUUACACAAAAGUUACAUCAGUAUACACAUUUGGCUAAUAGAAAACAUUGUAAAUACAUUCAUUUGCAAACAAAAGAAAAUGGUUUACAAGGACACGUUAUAAAUGUUGGUGUAUCUUGUUCGUGAGAAGGAAAUAUAACAGUUUAGGAAUGUUUUCAUAAGUUUAUAAUCAUCCUUAUUAUAUUGUGACGGAAACUAUUUCUGAUUAAGUAAGUGAAUAAAUACAUUCCUUAUGCUUAGCCUUAUAGCUUGGGAGUAAUAGUUUCACAGGUUUUUGAUAGAAAAUCACAGCUAGAUGUCAAAGAGUGAACAAGGGAAAACGAAAUCCAUCAACCCAAUUCAAACAGACCUUUGUCAAAGGGAUUAGAGCUGUCUUUAAUGUAUUACCCAGAUUACUUUUGUGAGUUUUCUCGAUGAAAGGAACUUGUGCAUGCGACUUUACAAUCCAGAGCCACUUUAAGAUGUAGCAGCUCGCAUGAUCGUCAAUGGAGAAUGGAAUCAUCCCGCUGCGACACGGAAGUUUGCCCGGGGCUCUGCGGUUACCAAGGAGAUACGAGAACUGCACACGAAAAAUGUCGCCAGUAUCAAAGCGGAACUCAUCCAUUGCGCCUGCGUCGAACGAAAACGAGACUGAGCGUAUGCAUGACCUGAUGCAGGCAAUCAUGUGGGUUAAGCAGGAACUGAUAUUAAUGCGGCAGCACGACAUCCUCCUGAAGCGGCAGUUCUGUGAUAUUCAGGACACAAUAAAAAGCCUGUGUAAGUCGCGCCGCUACAAAGGCGCCGUGUGCACGAGUAACACAAGCCUCCAGUCGACCGGGAGUACCGAGUUCGGAAUGGACAACUACUCGGUGCGGUCAGCCUCCAGUGUUACUGCCCUUGACGACUCGGGCGAAGAUGAGGACGAACAUCACGAACUAUUGUUCCGUCCGAGAACUUCAUCCAUGAAAACAACGCGAGAUCUCGCCGCUCUCGCGAGAAGGCGGGGCAGCAAGGAACUUAUUUAGUUGUGGGUGGCCGCAAUUGUUUUAACUGGUAGACGCGUGUCAACGGUUGCAAACGAUUAUAUACCUCAGUACUAAAGUAUUCAAAUAACAAAGUUGAUGUAUGAAACAUAUCAUGAUACAUGCUUUAGUACAAUCCACAGUUUCAGAAAAUAUAUAUAUAGGGCUUCCCAUAAUUAAAUCAUCAUUAGGAGUGUCUCGCGCAAAACUGCUAAUAAUAAACGUUUUGUGCAUCUUGGAAGUGUGAGGAGACAUGCUCUUCAUUAAUUUCGUUUUUAUUCGUGUUCACAUGUAUAAGUAUGGGUAUUUAUGUAUUGACGGCGGACGGUGCUAUUAACACGCAUGUGUCGAUGCUCAUAACGCUGUUAAAAUGCCGUAUACAGAGUGUGAUUUUGAUUAGCUAUUUUGUUUUCCAAAUGUGUUGAGAUAGCCAGCAUAAUUGCGUUGGCGGUUUAUGAUCAUGUAUUGCUUGUCUGAUAAUCUAGAGCAAGUUUUGGUGAUUGUAUGCAUAAUGUGUUCAAUAUAUAUUGAUAUCUAAUAAAACUAUUGCCAACUGUUC